Brassica oleracea var. oleracea is the source of this 1227-nucleotide messenger RNA. RefSeq names its product altered inheritance of mitochondria protein 32. The record is from RefSeq and is a predicted model, not a curated record. Lineage: Eukaryota; Viridiplantae; Streptophyta; Magnoliopsida; Brassicales; Brassicaceae. The transcript is spliced from 5 exons. The coding region runs from base 31 to 1215 and encodes 394 amino acids.
AAAAAAAAAAAAACGAACUUUAAUUUCAAAAUGGGAAGCGGAAGAAGAUACAUGGACGACCCUUUAGCCUUGAACAGAAACCCAUUACCCUCCUCCUCGUCUCCCAUCACCGUAUCCAACCCUCUCGACGGCUUUCUCGGCGAAUCGACCUCUCGCUCUGGAAGCUUCGAAAGUGAGAGCAUCAGCGAAGAAGGCGAUUUCGGAGCUGAGAAACUCGCCGGGACCGUAGAGUUCUACGAGAGACAUGUCUUCUUGUGCUACAAAAAGCCCUCCUUUUGGCCGGCCAGGAUCGAGGCCUCCGAGUUCGAUCGGUUGCCGAGGCUUCUCUCUUCCGUCGUGUCUGCGAGGAAGAGUGAUAUGAAGAAAGAGACUCUACUCACAAUAUGUGAGGGCCAUGAUGGGACUGAGACAUCUAAUGGAGAUGUGUUGAUCUUUCCGGAUAUGAUCAGAUACAGAAGGUUGACUCAUUUUGAUGUGGACACAUUUGUGGAAGAGGUGCUUGUGAAGGAUGUUGUGUGGCUGCCUGGAAAUCCUGAACCUCUAAGUGGUUCAUAUGUCUUUGUAUGUUGUCAUGGAUCCAGAGACCGGCGUUGCGGGGUUUAUGGACCCUCUCUGGUUAGUAGAUUCAGAGAAGAUAUUGAAAUGUGUGGUCUUGAAGGUCAAGUUUCUGUCAGCCCUUGUUCCCACAUUGGUGGUCACAAAUACACUGGAGAUGUCAUCAUCUAUGGAUCAAACAUUAACCAGAGAGUCACAGGAAACUGGUAUGGGUUAGUGACUCUAGAAGAUGUACCUCAACUGCUGGAGCAACAUAUUUACAGAGGCCAAAUCCUAGACCGCCUUUGGAGGGGUGAAAUGGGUCUGUUAGAAGAAGAUCAGAAGAAAACUCAAGAACAGAGGUUCCAAGAACGAAAUGCUGAAAAGAUCAACAACGGGGAGGUGUCCCUCGUUGUCCAACAGAAUGGGAAUUCAUCUUGGUGUUUAGAGGAGGAGAAUCACACUGAGAAUAUUACCUCGGAAAAAGAAAUCUCUGUUAAAAGUGCAUCUUCUCGGGUAAGUAGCAGCAAGAAGGGAUCUUCCUAUGGAUUCAAGGUUUGUGCUGCGAUGUCAAUGUGGUUGGAGAAUUGGGAGAAAGAAGAUACGUAUGCCGCUUUAUCUGUUGUUUGUGCUGCUGCAUCUGUGGCUAUUGCCUAUAACUGCUACAAGCAAUUGAAAUGAAACCGUUUGUUA